Molecule: messenger RNA, 4319 nt
Organism: Helicoverpa zea (corn earworm)
Lineage: Eukaryota; Metazoa; Arthropoda; Insecta; Lepidoptera; Noctuidae
Gene: Sos
Product: protein son of sevenless
Exons: 35
Coding region: 255-4319 (1354 amino acids)
Biological process (GO): positive regulation of GTPase activity; Ras protein signal transduction
Cellular component (GO): plasma membrane
Molecular function (GO): protein heterodimerization activity; guanyl-nucleotide exchange factor activity
Source: RefSeq, a predicted model, not a curated record
AUAAAUUGAAAAUGGCGUCGUUUAGCCGACCAAAUGAAUCAAAGAAUAUAUUUUUCAAUUAAUUCAAUUUAACAAUUCUAUAUUUUACAAGAAAACAUUUAAUAAUCAAACAAUUUUAUUGAUUUGCGUGUGUUUUACGAUUAUUAAACGCGUGUGGAAGCUAAGUUGAAGUGAAACCAGAAAUGGUGCUAUAUGUUUUGUCAGAGUGAUAACAUUAAUGUUUACAUGAGUUCGGCGCGGGAUAUAUUGGUAAAAUGUUACCGACCGUGGAGGAGACGCGAGGGUACGACUUCCAAGACCCUGACAAUGUGGAAAAGUGGCGCGGUGUGUUCAUAAAUCCCCUUCGAAAGGUGUUAGACCACGAGCACCCGACGCUGUCGGCCGAGGAGAGCGCGCUGCAGUACGUGGAGUCGCUCUGUCUGCGGCUCCUGGCUCUACUAUGUGCCGCGCCGUCGCCGCUCACCGUGCAGGAUGUGGAAGAGCGCGUCAGUCGGACAUUCGCGUCCCCCAUCGACAUGUGGUGCAUCACGGAGGCGCGAGACCUCGUCACCAUCAAGCGCCGCAAGCCCAUGAUACCGCACGAUAAGCUUCACCACCUGCUGCAGAAGGAGGUGCUUCUGUACAAGAUAGACGUGACCGUCUCCCAGUUCAUAGCGGGAGUCCUCGAGUUCAUGAGCGCCGACAUCCUCCGCCUCGCCGGCAACUACGUGAAGAAGAUCUCGCAGAAGUCGGGCUACGAUACCAUCACGUGCAGCGACAUCAAGACUGCCAUGUGUGCUGAUAAAGUACUGAUGGACAUAUUCUACCAAGAGUCGUCUCUAGUGGAAGCGGAAGGUAGCGCGGAGAAGCGAGGCCGCCGAGGGUCGCUCUCCUACUCCGAGCUGGUGAGAGAUCUCCUGACUGAUGAGAAGAACUUCCUCAGGGAUCUGAACCUCAUCAUCAGGGUGUUCAAGGAGGAGCUUGAGAAGAUACUCGAUAAGGAUAGUAGGAUGAUCUCCCUUAUUUUCGGCAAUAUAGUGGACAUAUACGAGCUGACAGUGACCCUGCUCGGCAACCUUGAAGAUGCCAUGGAGAUGUCACAGGACUCCCCCACGCCGUACAUCGGCAGCUGCUUCGAAGAACUGGCGGAGGUGGAGGAAUUCCGCGCGUACGUGCGGUACGCGAACAUCGUGACGCGCAAGGAGUCGCGCGACGCGCUGCAGAACAUCGUCGACGAUCCCACGCUCUCCGAACGCCUAGACACAGCCGGUCACGGGUUCCGUCUAGCCGUCAAGUACUACCUGCCGAAGCUCCUCAUGGCACCAGUAGCUCAUGUCUUCCUGUACCACAACUAUGUGCUGGCGCUACUGCAGAUAGCACCUGCCUCCGAGGAUCGGGAGAGCUUUAAGCAGAUGUCACCCGCUACUGAAGACAGAGAGAGCUUUAAACAGAUAACACCCGCUUCUGAAGACAGAGAGAGCUUUAAACAGGUGGAAUGCAAUCUGCAUCCUAUCAAGAAGUUAUUGAUCAAAGCACUGGGAAACGGACCUAAAUUGGAUGCUACAUUACGCAUGGCGAGUCGCGUGCGGCGGCAGAUCGCGAUCGAGAAGUGCAACGAGCUCGCGCGCAUCGUCGACAACUGGGACGUGCGGGACAUCGGCCAGUGCUGCAACGAGUUCAUUAGAGAGGACACACUAUCUAAGAUCGGUCCCGGCAAGCGUAUCGCGGAACGCCGCGCCUUCCUGUUCGACGGACUGCUGCUGCUCUGCAAGCCCAUCACUAGCAUUGUGGUGAACAGCAGUGCAAGCGGCGCCGGCGCAGGUGCUCAACAGCUGAAGCUGAAAGAGAAGCUGCACGUCAGGAAACUGGAACUCAUCGACAGGCCUGACACUGAAGAGGGCCGCAACCUAAUAGAACUAUGUCCCCGAGUGGGCCCGGCCGUGGUGCUGGCCUGCGCCUCCUGCGCCGAGAAGCGCAACUGGAUGUGCGACCUCGUCAUGCUCAACACCAAGCCCAUGCUCGACCGCUUCCUCGACAGCAUCCUGCUAGACCUGGAACGGCGGCAUCCUCUCAAGCUUCCUCCGGCAUCGCUGUACCGGUUCGCGGUGGCCGACUCGCCCGACAACAUCGUGCUCGAGGACGUCACCGCGAGGCACCACGCCAACGCGCCUGUGCCGCUUAUUAAGGGCGCAACCCUCCUCAAGUUAGUGGAACGGCUGACCUACCACGUGUACUCCGACCUGAACCUAGUGAGGACGUUCCUCACGACGUACCGCUCCUUCUGCUCUCCCGGGGAACUCCUCGAGCUGCUCAUAGAGAGGUUCAGGAUACCGGAGCCAAGCGAGGUCUAUGAUACGCCGAGGACUGCGGAGAGCAUAGAAAGCGUGGCGAGCAGCGACGCGGAGAAGCUAAGUAAGAACACGGCGCGAGAAGACUGGAAGAGGUAUCGGAAAGAAUUCCAGCAGCCCGUCAAGUUUAGGGUAAUCAACGUCCUCCGUCACUGGGUGGACCAGCACUUCUACGACUUCGAGCGCGAGCCGGCGCUGUUGGACAAGCUGCGGGAGUUCCUCGAGUCCGUCGACGGCAAGCCCAUGAAGAAGUGGGUGCAGAGUGUGCUCAAGACGCUGCAGAGGAAGAGCCAGCCAUCAGACACGGACUCUAUAGCGUCGGGCGCUGUGGGCCCCCUGGGCCUGGCGCCCGUCUCGCACGUGUUCGACCGCCUCCCCCCCGCGCCGCUGCGCCACGUCGCCGACCCCGAGCGCUGCGCCUGGCACCCGCUGGCACUGCACCCGCUCGAGCUCGCCCGCCAGCUCACGCUGCUCGAGUUCCAUCUCUAUAGACAGGUAAAACCUUCGGAAUUAGUGGGUGCCGUGUGGACCAAGAAAGACAAGGAGAAGACUAGCCCCAAUCUACUUAGGAUAAUUAAACAUACCACUAAUUUCACCCGCUGGAUGGAGAAGUGGAUAGUGGAGAGUGAGAACCUAGAAGAGCGCGUGGGCGUGGUGUGCCGCCUGCUGGACGUGUGCGUGGCGCUGCGACACCUCAACAACUUCAACGGCGUCCUCGCCGUCGUGGCGGCCUGCGGCUCAGCCUCCGUGCACCGCCUCCGGGCCACCUUCCAGAUGGUCCCGAUCCGCCUCAUCCGAGCUCUAGAAGAGUUCCGCGAGCUGAACUCGGACCACUUCCGUCGCUACCAGGAGCGACUGCGCAGCAUCAACCCGCCCUGCGUGCCCUUCUUCGGCAUGUACCUCACCAACAUCCUGCACAUCGAGGAGGGGAACCUCGACUACCUCCCGGACUCGGAGCUGAUCAACUUCUCGAAGCGGCGCAAGGUGGCGGAGAUCACGGGCGAGAUCCAGCAGUACCAGAACCAGCCCUACUGCCUCACGCUAGAGCCCAAGACCAGGGCGUUCCUGGAGUCCUUGGACCCGUUCCCGGGCAAGGACGACAACGAGAUCACGAACUACCUGUACGCCAAGAGCCUCGAGAUCGAGCCGCGCCUCGCCAAGCAGAUGCCCAAGUUUCCGCGUCGCUACCCGGAGCUGUCGCUGAAGCAGGUGAAGGUGUCGCGACGUGCGCACGCGCACGACAACAACUCGCACUGCGACGAUACCGCUAGUAUGACGUCACAGAUAUCUCCGACGAGCAUCAGUCAGUGGGACGGCGGCUCCAUACAAUCACUACCUCUGGACUUGAUGUCGAGCAGCAAGCAGGAGCUGACGAGCCCGCGGCUGGAGCGCAGCUCGCUGUCGCAGCUCAGCCAGCUCAGCCAGCUCAGCCUCUUCGACAAGGGACUGGCGCUCUUCGACAAGAACAAGCCGCACCAGAACCACAAGAGCAGCACCCGCGACGAGCCGCCGUCGCCGCGGGACCGACACUCGCCGCGACACGACCGACAAACAUCAACUUGCUCCAACAAGCCGGCGCUGUCUCCGCGCAACGCCAUCGUGGACGCCGAACUGUUCUACUCUAGGACCCUAGACCCCAGGCUCACGCCCAGGAGACAGGAACAGGAGCUAGUGCCCCCGCUCCUGCCGCGCGGCGAGCCGGAGCGUCCGCCCGCGCCGCCGCCACGCCCCGCCUCGCCCGACCACCUCGGUGCUUCGUCGUCUACGAGCGAAGUGCCGCCGGAGCCGCCCGACCGUCCGCUGCCCAGCCCCAAGCAUCACGACCUGUUCAGAAUGCCGGCGGUGUCUCCGAAGCGGUCCCCCGCGCCGCAGCCGCCUGCCAGCCCCCGACUGCAUGCAGACAGAGGCGUGGCGUUCAAGUUCGAGUGGCGGGGGGCGCCGUCCCCCUCCCCGCCCGCGCCGCCCACCCCCCUGCACCUCGUCGUCAUGUAA